UUUUAUUUUGAAGAAGCAACAUCGAAAAAAGCGGAAAAAAAUUUUGUUUAUUUAUAUCGCAACGCCAAAUAAAAAGGAAAUAAUUUAAGAAAACCAACAUGAGCAAUAUUUAUAUACAGGAACCGCCAACGUCAGGCAAAGUUCUUCUCCAAACUACCGUGGGAGAUAUUGACAUUGAACUAUGGUCUCGUGAAUGUCCUAAAGCCUGUAGGAAUUUCAUACAGUUAUGCAUGGAAGGUUAUUACAACAACACCAUAUUUCAUCGUGUAGUCAAGGAAUUCAUAGUACAGGGAGGAGAUCCAAAUGGUGAUGGCACUGGUGGUGAGUCAAUUUAUGGUCAACCGUUUAAAGAUGAAUUUCAUUCGCGUCUCCGCUUUGCGAGGCGUGGUCUGGUUGGUAUGGCCAACUCAGAUAAGGAUGAUAAUGCGUCGCAAUUCUUUUUCACUAUGGCUCCAACACCCGAGUUGCAAAACAAAAAUACUCUAUUCGCCAAAGUAACGGGUGACACUAUUUUCAACAUGCUUAAGUUGGAGGAAGGCCUCGUCGAUCACAAUGAAAGACCCAUGUAUCCUCAUAAGAUUUUAAAAGCCGAAAUACUCAAUAAUCCCUUUGAUGAUAUUGUGCCCCGAGAACUGAACAGAGAAGUUAAGAAGGAAAAGAAGAAGAGGAAAGAGAAGGGUGUCAAAAAUUUUGGUUUAUUGUCGUUUGGUGAAGAGGCCGAAGAGGAUGAGGUUGAAACAAUUGAAUUUGUACAAAAGAACGCUGGCAAAGCCAAAUCUCUUCACGACGUAUUAGAUGAUCCAAAAUUGAGCAAAGAACCGGUGAAAGUAAAAAACCUAUUGGAAGAGGGGGAAGAAUCUGAUCCUGAGAGUUAUCAUAAAACCAUAAAAGAAGAAGAAUUAGAUGAAGAUGAGUCUGUUGAAAGAAGGCAGCGCAUUAAGGACAAAUUAAAAUCAAAAUCUUUCAAGAACCAUAAAAGUCAAGUAAAACCUGAUGAAAUAAAAUUGGAAAAUUCAGAUUCAGAAGAAGAUCUCCUAUUAACGCAUGAGCAGGAAAAGAAACAGCAAAGUGACAAGAAAAAAGAAGAAAUUCGCCAAGAAAUCCAAUCAUUGAAAAAACAAUACCAAACUGACAAAAAAAUAAAAGAUGAACUGUUUGAAAAGAAAACAGAGAAGGAUGCUAAGAGCAAAAUAGUCAAAACUGAAAGCGACGACAAUGAAAUUAUAAAAAAUUUCAUAGAUGAAAAGGAAAAAUAUGAAAAACUUAAAACGAAAAUACCUAAAAAAGGCGCAUCACGUGAAGAUUUCACCUUAAGUCUGCUUUCGAAAUUUCGCUCCAAAUUAGAUGCUAUAAGACAACAAAAAGAAGAUAGCGAACAGGGUAAUGAUAAAAUUGAUGAAACAGCAGUGGAAAAGGAAAUACAAGGCGAUGACUGGCUUUGUCACACCUUGAGAUUUCAAGAGGAUGCCCCGAUAUUGGCGAAAGAUGCUUCGACAAAAGGUGACGACUGGUACGAUGUUUACGAUCCCCGUAAUCCCUUAAACAAACGAAAGCGCAAGGAAACUGGCGGUAGUCGUUCCCAAGGCCCUAGCGCAAAUAAACGUGUACGAUAAUUAAGGAAAA
Molecule: messenger RNA, 1623 nt
Organism: Calliphora vicina (urban bluebottle blowfly)
Lineage: Eukaryota; Metazoa; Arthropoda; Insecta; Diptera; Calliphoridae
Product: spliceosome-associated protein CWC27 homolog
Exons: 4
Coding region: 99-1613 (504 amino acids)
Biological process (GO): protein folding; protein peptidyl-prolyl isomerization
Cellular component (GO): catalytic step 2 spliceosome
Molecular function (GO): peptidyl-prolyl cis-trans isomerase activity
Source: RefSeq, a predicted model, not a curated record